CUCCCCCCAGGGAGGCCGUCUGGGUCCGGUUCCGGGUGUUACCUACUUGGUGGGGCUGGUGGAGGGGGGAGGAAAAUGGCGUCGGACUUGGAGACGGAGGUUCAGGCCAUUGACAGGAGCUUGCUGGAAUGUUCUGCCGAGGAGGUUGCCGUGAAAUGGCUACAAGCAACUGAUCUUCCUAAAGAAGUAUACCUGCAUCUAGCCUACUAUGUACCCAAAAUUUACUGCAGGGGUCCUAACCCUGCCCCACAAAGAGAAGACAUGCUAGCACAACAUGUACUGCUGGGACCAAUGGAAUGGUAUCUGUGUGGUGAAGAUCCUGCAUUUGCAUUUCCAAAACUUGAGCAAGCAAACAAACCUUCCCAUCUCUGUGGUCGGGUUUUUAAAGUGGGAGAACCAACAUACUCUUGCAGAGACUGUGCGGUUGAUCCAACUUGCGUGUUAUGUAUGGAGUGCUUUUUGGGAAGUAUUCAUAGAAAUCAUCGAUACAGGAUGACAACAUCAGGCGGAGGAGGUUUCUGUGAUUGUGGUGAUACUGAAGCUUGGAAAGAAGGUCCGUACUGUCAAAAGCAUGAACUUAACACAGCAGAGACAGCAGAAGAGGAGGAUCCUCUGGUGCAUUUAUCGGAAGAUAUGAUAGCAAGAGCUUAUAACAUUUUUGCUAUCAUGUUUCAGUAUGCAGUAGAUAUAUUAACAUGGGAAAAAGAAAAUGAAUUGCCACCUGGUUUAGAGACUGUCGAGAAGAGUGACACUUAUUACUGCAUGCUUUUUAAUGAUGAAGUCCACACGUAUGAACAAGUUAUAUACACUCUCCAGAAAGCUGUCAACUGUACACAGAAAGAAGCCAUUGGUUUUGCAACAACAGUAGACAGAGAUGGACGUAGAUCAGUCCGAUAUGGAGACUUCCAGUAUUGUGAUCAAGCAAAAUCAGUAAUAGUGAGAAAUACCAGUCGCCAGACAAAGCCAUUGAAGGUUCAGGUUAUGCAUUCAUCUAUUGUUGCCCAUCAGAGCUUUGGUUUGAAGCUCCUGACUUGGCUUGGCAACGUUAUUGGAUAUUCAGAUGGCCUUCGUCGAAUAUUGUGUCAGGUUGGUUUACAGGAGGGACCAGAUGGUGAAAAUUCUUCUCUUGUUGAUAAACUAAUGCUGUCUGAUUCUAAACUGUGGAAAGGAGCUAGAAGCAUGUACCAUCAGUUAUUCAUGAGCAGUCUACUUAUGGAUUUGAAAUACAAGAAACUUUUUGCUAUCCGGUUCGCAAGAAAUUACCGGCAGUUGCAGAGAGAUUUUAUGGAGGAUGAUCACGAGCGGGCAGUGUCGGUGACUGCUCUAUCUGUCCAACUCUUCACUGUACCUACUCUGGCUCGAAUGCUGAUAACAGAAGAAAAUCUUAUGACCACGAUCAUCAAAACUUUUAUGGACCACUUAAGGCACCGUGACAUCCAGGGCAGGUUUCAGUUUGAACGAUAUACUGCCCUUCAAGCUUUCAAAUUCAGGCGGGUUCAGAGCCUUAUUUUGGAUCUCAAGUUUGUGUUGAUAAGCAAGCCAGCUGAUUGGACAAAUGACUUGAGGCAAAAGUUUUUAGAGGGGUUUGAUGCCUUCUUAGAGUUACUAAAGUGUAUGCAGGGUAUGGAUCCAAUAACUCGUCAAGUAGGACAACAUAUCGAAAUGGAACCAGAAUGGGAAGCAGCAUUUACUUUACAGAUGAAAUUAACACAUGUUAUUUCAAUGAUGCAGGAUUGGUGUGCUUUAGAUGAAAAAGUACUUAUUGAAGCUUAUAAGAAAUGCUUGACUGUGCUGAUGCAGUGCCACAGUGGCUUUACUGAUGGUGAACAGCCUAUCGUUCUCAGUAUAUGUGGACAUUCUGUUGAGACCAUCAGAUACUGUGUUUCUCAGGAAAAAGUUAGCAUUCAUCUCCCAGUUUCUCGUUUACUUGCAGGUUUGCAUGUGUUGCUAAGCAAAAGUGAAGUGGCAUACAAAUUUCCAGAGCUUUUACCGCUGAGUGAACUUAGCCCACCUUUGUUAAUAGAACACCCUCUACGAUGUCUAGUUUUAUGUGCCCAAGUGCAUGCAGGGAUGUGGAGAAGAAAUGGGUUCUCUCUUGUUAAUCAAAUCUAUUACUAUCAUAAUGUGAAAUGCAGAAGGGAGAUGUUUGACAAAGACAUAAUAAUGCUUCAGACAGGUGUGUCCAUGAUGGAUCCAAACCAUUUCCUGAUGAUAAUGCUGAGUCGCUUUGAACUUUAUCAGAUAUUUAGCACUCCAGACUACGGCAAAAGAUUUAAUACUGAAAAUACCAAUAAGGAUGUAGUUCAGCAGAAUAAUACUCUUAUAGAAGAAAUGCUAUAUUUAAUUAUAAUGAUUGUUGGAGAGAGAUUUAGUCCUGGAGUAGGACAGGUAAAUGCUACAGAUGAAAUCAAGCGAGAAAUUAUCCAUCAGUUGAGCAUCAGACCCAUGGCCCACAGUGAAUUAGUAAAAGCAUUACCAGAAGAUGAGAACAAGGAGACUGGAAUGGAAAGUGUGAUUGAAGCUGUUGCCUGUUUCAAAAAACCUGGAUUAACAGGCAGAGGAUUGUAUGAACUAAAACCAGAAUGUACCAAGGAUUUCAAUCUCUAUUUCUAUCACUUUUCAAGGGCAGAGCAAUCUAAGGCAGAGGAAGCACAAAGAAAGCUGAAAAGACAAAACAGAGAAGAUACAGCACUUCCUCCUCCUGUUCUGCCUCCUCUCUCUCCUCUUUUUGCAAGCCUGAUUAAUAUUCUCCAGUCUGAUGUCAUGUUGUGCAUUAUGGGAACAAUACUCCAGUGGGCAGUAGAACAUAACAGCUAUGCCUGGUCAGAGUCCAUGCUGCAGAGGGUUUUGCACUUGAUAGGAAUGGCACUACAAGAAGAAAAACAACACCUAGAGAAUCUCAAUGAAGAGAGUGUUGUAACAUUUACCUUCACUCAGAAGAUCUCAAGACCUGGUGAGGCACCCAGUAAUUCCCCUAGUAUAUUAGCUAUGCUAGAAACUUUGCAAAAUGCACGUCAUCUAGAAGUGCACAAGGACAUGAUCAGAUGGAUUCUGAAGACUUUUAAUGCCAUUAAGAAGCUAAGAGAGAGCUCUUCUACAAGUCCUGUCCCUGAGACUGAAGGAAAUAUUAUAGAAGAGGGUUCACGAGAUAAAGACAAAGCUGAGAGGAAGCGAAAAGCUGAGAUUGCUAGGCUGCGCAGAGAGAAGAUCAUGGCUCAGAUGUCUGAGAUGCAGCGGCACUUCAUUGAUGAGAACAAAGAACUCUUUCAGCAGACUUUAGAAGAACUAGCUACUUCAACCUCCAGAGCACUCGAUAAUAGUCCUACAGUUUCAGAUACAAAACUUACAGCUUUGGGACCAAAGCAAACUAGAGUGACUGAACGGAGACAGGUUGUUACCUGUAUAUUGUGUCAAGAAGAACAGGAGGUUAAAGUGGACAGCAGGGCUAUGGUCUUGGCAACAUUUGUUCAGAGAUCUACUGUAUUGUCUAAAAACCGGAACAAAGUUAUUCAGGAUCCUGAAAAAUAUGACCCAUUAUUCAUGCAUCCAGAGCUGUCAUGUGGAACACACACGGGUAGCUGUGGACAUAUUAUGCACGCCCACUGUUGGCAAAGGUAUUUUGAUGCUGUUCAAGCAAAAGAGCAACGAAGACAACAGAGAUUACGUGUGCAUACAAGUUAUGAUGUAGAAAAUGGUGAAUUCCUUUGCCCUCUUUGUGAAUGUUUAAGCAACACUGUUAUUCCUCUGCUUCCUCCACCAAGAGGUUUAUUUAACAGGUUGGAUUUUUCAGACCAACCAAAUCUAGCUCAAUGGAUAAGAACAAUAUCCCAGCAAAUCAAAGCAUUAUAUAUACUUCGUGAUGAAGAAACUGCUAAUAAUUCUUGUGGUAAUUCAGAAAAAAUGGAUGAGCUACAGCUACCUAAAGGAUUUAGGCCUGACUUCCAACCAAAGUUUCUUUAUUCUGAAAGCAUUAAAGAGAUGCUAACAACAUUUGGUACUGCAACAUAUAAAGUAGGACUGAAGGUGCAUCCCAAUGAAGAAGAUCUGCGUGUACCCAUAAUGUGCUGGGGUAGCUGUGCUUACACAAUACAGACUAUAGAACGAAUUUUAGCUGAUGAAGAUAAACCAUUAUUUGGUCAUUUACCUUGCCGACAGGAUGACUGCCUUACUUCAUUAACAAGAUUUGCAGCAGCACACUGGACAAUUUCAUCUCUUUCGUCAGUACAGGGUCACUUUUGUAGGCUCUUUGCAUCACUGGUGCCUAAUGAAAAAAGUGGAAAUCUUCCAUGCAUUCUUGAUAUUGACAUGUUUCAUUUAUUGGUAAGCUUGGUGCUCUCUUUUCCUGCCAUAUACUGUCAGGAUUUUUCAGGGGUUAGUCUUGGCACUGGAGAUCUUCACAUCUUCCAUCUUGUCACAAUGGCACACAUAGUACAAAUUUUACUUACUUCAUCAACAGAAGAAAAUGGCAUGGACCAAGAAAACCCUAAUGGUGAAGAAGAAGUAGCAGUGCUUACUUUGUAUAAAGUUCUUUGUCAGCAUACAGGAAGUGCCUUGAAAGAAAUAUCCUCAGGCUGGCAUCUGUGCAGGAGUAUAAAAGCUGGAAUUAUGCCUUUCCUGAGAUGCUCUGCUUUGUUUUUCCAUUAUUUAAAUGGAGUCCCAGCACCAUCAGAAAUUCAAGUAACCGGGGCAAGCCAAUUUGAGCAUUUAUGUAGCUAUCUUUCCCUGCCAAACAACCUCAUUUGCCUUUUUCAAGAAAAUGGCAAAAUUAUGGACACAUUAGUAGAAAGUUGGUGUAGUGACAAUGAAGUAAAAAGGUACCUGGAAGGCAAAAGACAAGCCAUAAGCUAUGCAAGAGACUCUAACAAAUUAAUAGACCUUCCAGAUGAUUACAGCUGCCUCAUUAAUCAAGCAUCUAAUUUCUCGUGUCCAAAAUCAGGCGGUGAUAAAAGCAGAGCACCAACAUUGUGCCUUGUAUGUGGGACCAUGCUAUGUUCUCAGAGUUACUGUUGUCAAACAGAGUUAGAAGGGGAAGAUGUUGGAGCCUGUACUGCACAUACAUAUGUAUGCGGUUCUGGAGUGGGUAUAUUUCUCAGAGUACGAGAAUGUCAAGUGCUAUUUUUAGCUGGAAAAACAAAGGGCUGCUUUUAUGCUCCUCCCUAUCUUGAUGAUUAUGGAGAGACGGACCAGGGACUCAGGCGUGGGAAUCCCUUACACUUGUGCAAAGAACGGUUUAAAAAGAUUCAAAAACUCUGGCAACAGCACAGUAUCACAGAAGAAAUUGGACAUGCACAAGAAGCAAAUCAAACACUAGUUGGCAUUGAUUGGCAGCAUUUAUAAUUGGUUAUCAUCUGAAGACUGGAACUUUAUUUAUGAUGAUUUUUGUAACCCAGUAAAUUUUUCAAACAAAAGAGGGAUUAGGGGGAAAAAAAUUGAGGAAAAUAAAGAGACGAUUCCAGUCCUUCUAUUUAACCUUUGUUUUCCAAUUUAUUUUGUAAAGUUCUUGGUUACAAUAACCAUGUAAACUUUUUUCUAUGUAAGCAGGUUUUACUAGUAGUAUUAUUUGCACUGUGCUUCCUUCACAUGAAACCUCUUGGGGUAUAGAACCUGGGCAAAUGAACUUAAGUUUCUGGGACAAAAGAAUGACUCUUCUUGGAAAUCUGACUCUGAUUUUUCUAAUGAACUACAAGAGGGGGAAAAAAAACUGCUGAAAUGGAGACUAGAUUAAGCACAAUUAUGGAUUGUGUUUUGCCCUUUGCUAAUAAUCUGAGCCGGUUUACUUUAUUUAUUAUUCUGUGUUUUAAUACUUAAACUGUGUACAUGCAAUGGAAUAAAGUAAGGAUGAAAAUAA
Messenger RNA from Mauremys mutica (yellowpond turtle), 5848 nucleotides. RefSeq names its product ubiquitin protein ligase E3 component n-recognin 2 (gene UBR2). Gene Ontology annotation, biological process: ubiquitin-dependent protein catabolic process via the N-end rule pathway. Gene Ontology annotation, molecular function: ubiquitin protein ligase activity; zinc ion binding. Gene Ontology annotation, cellular component: ubiquitin ligase complex; cytoplasm. The record is from RefSeq and is a predicted model, not a curated record. NCBI's taxonomy places the organism in Eukaryota, Metazoa, Chordata, Testudines, Geoemydidae. The coding region runs from base 76 to 5337 and encodes 1753 amino acids. The transcript has 47 exons.